AUGGCGCAAGCCCUUCAGGACCAGCCAUGGUACUGGGGAGCCGUAUCCAAGGAAGAGGUUGCCGGCGUCUUGUACGGCGAACCGGAUGGCUCCUUCUUGGUGCGUGACGCGUCGACGCCUGGAGAUUACACAUUAACGAUCAGAUACCUUGGUCAAACCAAGCUGGUCAAAAUUCACGUUGUGAACGGGAGAUGUGGAUUUGCUCCCGAUGCUCUAACGCAUAGCUCGGUGCCGAAUCUGAUCGAUUUUCAUCGAGUGCGGUCCUUGUCGGUUUAUAAUGAAUCUCUCGAUAUCAGCUUGCGACAUCCGGUGGCCCGACGAAGAGAAUCAUUUUCUGGGUGCAUUUCGCCCCCGUCAACUUCGAGAAUAACGUCCCCAAAGUCUGGCUCGCCGAAGCUUCGUAAAUCCCUCCCGACGCUGGAACACUACAACCUGCCCCAGCCUGUCAACGACGAUCCGCUAUGGGAAAAGAAUGUUGGAUUGGAGAAACUAAGGAUAGCGCAAACAGCACUGGCUCGCGCGCGCAGAUUAUACGACUUGACGCACGAAGAGUUGGCAAGGGCCGAAGAUCUGCACCGAAAGCAAACACAGGCGAUGCUGGAUUCUGAGCGAAAGAUCGAGGUCAUGCGAGAUGUUUGUGACGUCCAAGAAAAUACCGUUUUUUCUGAGAAGGAUAAUCCCAAUUUGCCGGAGGUCAUGCAGAAUAAUCAAGCCGUCCUCAAGCAGUACAUCGAAGCCCUGGAAAAAGAGCGCGAUUAUAUCAAGACCCAGAUGCAUCAAUUAGAUUCAGCUAUGGAAUCGCUUCGAGUGUCUUGCGAAAAGGCCCAGGAACGCCUCCAACAUAAUAACAAGAUGGCCAAUGAAUGCUUUUCUUCCUUGAGAGCUGCUGGUGUACCGGCUAAUGAAUUGGAUGAGACAACCGAGCGCGCCAAAUCGAAAUUUAUUCAGUCUGAAACCGUGAAGGUCAGCCAAAUUCUUGGCGAUCUCCAAUUGACUUGGGGACCAAGUCGAUAUUUGGUGAACGACUGCACAAAGGAAGGGGCCCAUACCCUCAUUACUUCGGCCAAGCAUCGCAUUAUCGAGGCUUCCCGACAAGCAGGCGUCUACCGGCAUCCACCACAAGGCAUUUUCUUAAUCCGCCCUAGCGGAAGCCAACCGGAUAAAUUAGUCCUUUCCGUUCUCAACAAUGAAAAGGUCUCCCAUUGUUUAAUCGAGCAAUCUGAGCAGGGAUGGGGCUUCGAGCACGGAGGGCUUUAUUUUGUGACGCUAGGGGAUUUUGUGCGUUAUUACUCGCACACCUCGCUCGUCGAACAUAACCCGGAAAUCAACACGUGUUUGACCGUACCUGCUCUCUCCUCUGCAUUGACAAAUCGUGCAUCGAUUUCUCACGAAGACAAACACAUCGGAUUGGUGCAAAGCCCCACCUCUGCCGCCACGAACACUUUUGCAAAAAUGAGUAUGGCGGAAGGACCGAGUCUCCAAAAGACUGAGGCCGUCAAU
Messenger RNA from Mesorhabditis spiculigera, 1500 nucleotides. The record is from the annotation of a GenBank genome assembly. NCBI's taxonomy places the organism in Eukaryota, Metazoa, Nematoda, Chromadorea, Rhabditida, Rhabditidae.